Ceratina calcarata is the source of this 2482-nucleotide messenger RNA. RefSeq names its product inositol-trisphosphate 3-kinase-like protein (gene IP3K1). Gene Ontology annotation, biological process: inositol phosphate biosynthetic process; phosphatidylinositol phosphate biosynthetic process. Gene Ontology annotation, molecular function: inositol hexakisphosphate kinase activity. The transcript has 5 exons. The coding region runs from base 697 to 1992 and encodes 431 amino acids. The record is from RefSeq and is a predicted model, not a curated record. Gene Ontology annotation, cellular component: nucleus; cytoplasm. NCBI's taxonomy places the organism in Eukaryota, Metazoa, Arthropoda, Insecta, Hymenoptera, Apidae.
UCUCCACCGUUCAGUAUGCGCUGGGAAAGCGAGGAGUAUUGAUUUGUAUUUUCUAUAUUUCUCGUGUGAUAUCUAUAAAUAUUCGCGAGGGAACGGAAAAGGGAACGAUCAUUGAAUCCGUUGACAAAAAUUCUGUCAUACUGAUACUGCGAUCGUCGUUUCAACUCACUUUUCGGGGUGGCUCGUUGAACAGCGCGCGCGCGCGAUAUCAAUAGUUUUGUUUUGUAUAUGCCUUCCUCACUUACGUUUGAAACCUGUCGUUACGAAGUUGCUACAAGAUUGCUCGCUUGCUGAAGCUACGAAAACAUCACUUGAACAUCAGUGUUUCUAUAUACUCGAUAUCAAGGUGUGUUCAGAAGUAAAGUAAACAGAGAGGAGCUAAAAUCCAUACUCGCAGAGAUGCAACUUACACUCCUGAAGUACCGCGUGGAGUAACCUCUGUUUGUGCAACGUGAAAACAUUUAUAAGAAACAAAUAUAGAACAAUAAACCGAUGAUACUUUGGUAAUUGUCUCCGAAAGCCGCACCUAAAAUAACUGACAAUUAUUCCGUGGGUUUACAUUUGAUUGAGGUUAACUUGUUUGCGAAUAAGCAUCGCGAUUCAAGUGCGUCCGUCCAUGGUUGAAGAGUGACGAUUUUAUUUGUACAUACUGUGCGUACGUGUUCCGGAGGAGUGCCAGCUUAGAAGAGAGGAAUAAUGUCAAGCAGUGUUUGCCACGCGCCCCUACCCGCACGAAAGGAGGCAUUCACCACGAGAUUUUAUCUCUGUGCUGCUGACCAAUAUGAGCGGCUUUUGCAAGCUCACUUUAACAAGCCUUCGAGUAAAGAGCAAACGCGGCCGAACAACCAUAGCUCGAACCAGAAAGAGCAUCGAAGGCAAAAAGAUGCGUCGAGCAGCACUUACAGUGCGUUCCGUCAGUGGCGAAGGGGCACGUCUACGGGCUCAAGCUCGAAUCGGUCCAACAGCCUUGGAUCCAGCUCCACCGGGACCCUUGUCAAGUUGCCUAAUGAUCCAACGACGAUGCAAAAGAUGGAACAUUUUCCUCUGGUCCUAUCAGACGCUACUUUGCCAGAGGAGGAUCUCUCAUUAAAGUUUCUAGCACUGAACGCUUUGGAUUUAACAGCUCCGGCUAGUGACGUUCUAUUAAAGAACAGAUUAAAGUCUUGGUUUCAAUUAUCCGGACAUCCGGAUGGUUUCGCACCAGCGGGUCCGGGGACGGUUUGGAAGAGGAAAACCGGAGGUGCAGAGAAUACAGAACGAAUCGUUUACGAAGCACUUAGCAAAGACAAGGAAUUACGAGACUGUAUACCAAGAUAUUAUCGAGAAGUGGACUACAAAGGUGAUACGUUUAUCGAACUGCAGGAUUUGCUAUUCGGCUUCAACGAUCCGCACGUGAUGGACAUAAAAAUGGGUACGAGGACGUUCCUUGAGUCCGAAGUAUCUAAAACCACCGCGAGAUCCGAUCUCUAUCAAAAGAUGAUCUCUGUCGAUCCGAACGCUCCAACGGAGCAGGAACACGAGCAACGCGCCGUGACCAAAUUGCGGUACAUGCAAUUCCGCGAGCAACAGAGCUCGACCUGCAGCCACGGGUUUCGAAUCGAGGCUAUGAAGUUACCCGGCGCGCCGCCGAUCACCGACCUGAAGAAGGUGAAAUCGCACCAAGAGGUGCUCGAUACCAUGAAACUCUUCCUCGGCAUGCGCGAAGCCGUACGUAAGAAGUUGUUGGCGCGCUUGAAGACUCUACGCUCGAAACUCGAGGCAUCCGAGUACUUUGAGACUCACGAGAUAAUUGGAAGCAGCAUCUUCAUGAUUUACGACAAUGACAAAGUUGGCGUUUGGUUGAUCGACUUUGCUAAGACGCGGGAGUUACCGAAUGGACAUAAAGUGACACAUAGGAAACCAUGGGAACAGGGCAACCAUGAAGAAGGUUUCUUAUUUGGCCUUGAUAAUCUUAUCUCUACUAUUGAGGAAGUGGAUCUCUCGAAGGUGUAGUGCGCGAUAGCAACUUGUAUUAAAAUAAUCUACGUUAAUUUCGUACUUCGAAGAUGGUAUAUCAAUAAUUUUGGAAUAUAUUUUAUUGAUACAUCAUUCUAAUAGUGUGAUGAAUCGGAGAUGAUACUGUGUGCAAGUAUUUGUAUGAUUUUAACAAGCACUGAUGAGGUAUUUAAAGUGGAAGACUGUUUGUCAUUGCAUUUUUUUUAUGAGCUAUUUAACUUACAGAGAAUUUUAUAAACGAUUUAGCGUGAAUACAAAAAUUUUCAUUAAUGUACAAAUGUAGUAGUUUAUUAGACGUAAUCGUUUGAUAAUUAUUUAUUUAAAGAUAGCUAUGUAGAUUGUAAGACCGAUUUUAUAAGUAAAAUACUCGCUAUUAUGAACAAUUUUAAAUAGGAAACAACUAUUAAAUUAGUUUGUUCUCUAACUGCCAAGAAUUUUUAUUAGGGAAAGAUAUUUGUAAUAAAGCAGUUCGAUUAAGGCAUGUAAA